GGAGAGGAGAGGAGCGGUUGGGAUAGAGAUAGAGAUAGAGAAAGUGACAGUGACAGUGCUGGCGAAAAACCGAAAGUGAAAAUUGAAUACGAGUACGAGCAGAAUCAACGGGCGCGGAUCCUUCAGCCGUAAACUGUUGAAUAUAGAAUGACGCUGCUGACAAAAAUCAAUGUGAAGCACAAAGCAGCAACAGCAGCAGUAACGGUAACAACAGCCAGGAUCCCCAGCCAGCAGCGCCGCCGCUCCCCCACAUAGAGAUAAGUCUAAGGAUAACGGACAACGGAUAACGGACAAAAAGCGAGUGAGAGAGCGAGCAAAAAGCAAGCACUAGAAGCUGAGAAGCGGAGAACCUGAGAACCGGAGAAGCGGAAGGACCCUUUAAGUGCAACAAUCGCCGAAUUCUCCACCAUCAUCACACACAGAAAGCACCCCCGCCCACCACCACCACCACCACCCCACGAAACGAAGUGCUGUCCUUUUUAUUAGUAACUGUUGAGGGCCGAGAGACAAAAGCGAAAUGAAGCCGUCGGAUUUGUUGUUGGUGCUAGAGAAGGUCAAGUUCAGGGUGCCUCUGCCGCCGGGAGUCAGCUCGACGACGCUCCUGCCCAAGCUCAUCCGCACCAAGGACGUGAAGCAGCUGCAGGACGGCAACGCACAGCCACAGAAGCCCAAGCUAACGAAAUGUCUCAACACCUUGGACCUGACCUCGCUGGGCAUCGGUUCCUGCUGCGGCACGGGCAUGUACCUGGUGGCCGGCAUGGUGGCCCAGAAGAUAGCCGGACCCGGAGUGAUUAUUAGUUUUAUUAUAGCCGCCAUAGCGAGUAUUUUCUCAGGCGCCUGCUAUGCAGAGUUUGGCGUUCGUGUGCCACACACAUCCGGCUCGGCCUAUAUGUAUUCAUAUGUGGCGGUUGGAGAAUUCGUAGCUUUUAUAAUUGGUUGGAACAUGAUAUUGGAAUAUCUAAUAGGAACAAGUGCCUGUGCCUGUGCGUUAAGUUCUAGUUUCGAUUCCCUGACCGGCAAUGCCAUAGCGCGAACGAUAAGCGAGUCCAUCGGCACGAUAUUCGGUAAACCACCGGACUUUAUUGCCUUCGGCAUUACGCUGCUCAUGACCUGCGUUUUGGCGAUGGGUGCCAGCAAGUCAGUCAUCUUCAAUCACUCCCUCAACGCCGUUAACCUGGCCACGUGGGUGUUCGUAAUGGCCGCCGGGCUGUUCUACGUGGACACGAAGACGUGGUCGGAGCACCAGGGAUUCCUGCCCUACGGCUGGAGUGGUGUGUUUUCCGGUGCUGCAACCUGUUUCUACGCAUUUAUCGGUUUCGAUAUUAUCGCGACCACCGGCGAGGAGGCGCACAAUCCGCAGAAGAGCAUUCCGAAGGCGAUCGUUGGUUCCCUGGUCGUCGUGCUAAUCGCCUACGUUAGCGUUAGUCUAGUCCUAACAUUAGUGGUUCCCUACGAUCACAUCAACACGGGAGCGGCGCUGGUCCAGAUGUGGUCCUACGUGAAUGCCCCCAAGUGCCGGGCGGUGGUGGCCAUCGGAGCCACCGCAGGACUCUCGGUGGCCAUGUUCGGCUCGAUGUUCCCCAUGCCGCGCGUCAUCUAUGCGAUGGCCCAGGAUGGCUUGAUCUUCAGACAACUAUCGCAGCUGUGGCAGCGCACCAAUGUGCCCGGACUGGCGACCAUUGGCAGUGGAGUGGCCGCCGCCCUGGUGGCGCUCACCGUGCGCCUGGAGAUCCUCGUCGAGAUGAUGUCCAUCGGCACCCUGCUGGCCUACACUUUGGUGUCCACCUGUGUGCUGGUGCUGCGCUACCAGCCGCACAGCACCUCGCUGGUGGAGCUGCUGCCCGCCCAGCUGCGCACCCCGGUGGCGCCCGGAACGGCCAGCGAUUCCCGCUCGCAUGUGACGCCCGCCGAGGUGCUCGAGGUGCCAGGGAAGCUGACCAUCAAGCGGGUGACGCGCGGCAUGUCCGACUCGGACGACUCGUUCAUCGACGACAGCCCCGAGGGAUUUCUGGGCGGGCGGGACGACCAGUUCCUGGUCUCCGAUCGCUCCGAGAACAAGUUCUACGGCAGCGUGCAUGGCGCACCCACCGGGCCCACCGGCCAGGCGACCGCCUUCGAUGCCAUGGGCCUGAACUUCGUCACCCGGAAGAUCCACGACUACGCGUACCUGUGCCCCGGCUUCUUUCCCUGGAUAAAUCCCGGCCAGGCCACCGCCGAGAGUGGCAUGUACGUCACCAAGCUAGUGGGCAUCAUGUUCGGUCUCAUAUUCUUCCUGGACCUCUUCGCGGCCAUUGGGUGGUCCGGUGGCCUCGCCGCCUUCAUUUAUUUCAUUUUGUUUAUCGGCAUAUUUGUGAUACUAUUGAUUAUAUCGAGGCAGCCGCAGAAUAGAUAUGCGCUGGCCUUCCUCACGCCCGGACUCCCCUUCAUCCCGGCCAUCGCCAUCACCGUGAACAUCUAUCUGAUAUUCAAGCUGAGCAUCCUCACGCUGGUCCGCUUCACCGUGUGGAUGUCCCUGGGCUUCGUCAUGUACUUCUACUACGGCAUCACGCACAGCAGCCUCGAGCAGACCAGCGACGAUCUGGAGCUGCAUGUCGACUAUAGCAAAAACGUCGAGGAGAAGGCCGUGUGGGAUCAGCAAUCGUACAACCAGACCCACGAACCCGUUUGGGCCAGCAAGGAGGUGAAGCAGCCUUCGACAGAACAACGCUACAACUACGGAAAGACCACGGCGUCCUCGUCAUCGGCUCAGGGCAGCUCGAGGAGCGGACAUGGCAGUGCGCCGGAGAAGCCACCGGGCAGGAGUGGCACUGGUGGCCACAACCGGCCGGUUCCACCUCCCCCGAUCGCUGGCCAGGCGAAGGGAUCGGGAUCGGGAUCGGGAACGGGCAGUGGGCCACCGAUGGAACGCCAGUAUACCGGGCAGUUCAGCAUGUUCGUGGACGAGGGCCAGUUCCCCACGUGGGAGGACUAAGCGAUAUCUCACAUAUAUACCAGUCCCAGUUCCAAUCCCUUUUCCUUAUCACCAACCCCAUGCCCCCUGAUUCCCGAGUGAAGCUCCAUCAAGGAAUGGCAACCCAAGGACUAGUUUUCCGGAUCUGGGUGCAGCUCACUCACACUCACUUGUAAAUACGAUUAGAGAUGUUAGGUUUAACCAUAUGGCGAUGCGUGUUGCAGAUGUCGUUACCGAAUUGCAGAUGCAUACCCCGUAUACAAGGCAUGUGCCCCGGGCGACGGAGUCACUGUUCACUGCACUCCGUUCGACCCCCAGUGAGGUCACCGUUAUACACCCCAUACCAUAUACAAUACAUAAUAUAUACACAUAUAUAUAUAUAUAUAUUGAUUAUACAAGCAAAUAUAUAUUUACAUAUAUAGCGAUGGGUUAUUAGUUCAGCAAAGAGUUACAGUGCAAAGUUGCCGAAAUUCCAAUUACCCAAACCUUGAAACCAAGCGAUAGACGAUAAGCAAAACCACAGACGGCAGAUAACCGAUAACAAAAAACAGCAAACAGAUAACCGAGAUAACCGAUAACCAAUGAACGAUUGUGCUCAACUUCGAUUGGCAGGCGUUUUGGGUGACGUUGGUCAAUCGGCUUUCAGCACAGGAAUCAGGAAGGCAUACACAAUAAUACUAGUGCAUAUUUCUGAA
This is a messenger RNA of Drosophila takahashii, 3645 nucleotides long. RefSeq names its product solute carrier family 7 member 14. Gene Ontology annotation, molecular function: amino acid transmembrane transporter activity. Gene Ontology annotation, cellular component: plasma membrane. The record is from RefSeq and is a predicted model, not a curated record. NCBI's taxonomy places the organism in Eukaryota, Metazoa, Arthropoda, Insecta, Diptera, Drosophilidae. Gene Ontology annotation, biological process: transmembrane transport; amino acid transport.